CAGUGGAGCAGUAUCACUGCAGGAGAAUGAGGAUGUUCCACUGCUGAAUACUUGGGAGCACAUUGCUACUAUAUUUGGCCUUUUUCCAAAGGAGUUUCCAAUUACAGAAAGAGUUCUCUAACAAAGAAUGUUUCUAGGGCAGCAGAUGUUUCACUCAUUACAUAAUACUGAGCAUGGCUAACCUUUAAAGCUUUCAACUGGGGCAGAAAUACUGACAUAACCAUGAUAGAAGACAAAGGUCCACGAGUGGCUGACUAUUUCGUAGUGGCAGGGCUCACUGAUACAGACACGGCAACCCUCCUGGACCAAGAAAUCAGCCGACAUGAAACUAAGUCAACUGGUCCCAAGGCUCCAAUUACUGACAUUGCUGUGAUAAUUAAAUCAGCUGGUGAAACUGUCCCAGAGGGAUAUACCUGUAUCGAGGCCACCCCUACAGCCCUCCAAGCCAACUUAAAUUAUGGAAGUCUAAAAAGUCCUGAACUAUUUCUUUGCUACAAGAGAGGCCGAGACAAACCACCCCUUACUGACAUUGGAGUCCUCUAUGAAGGGAAGGAGCGCAUAAUUUCGGGCUGUGAAGUGAUUCAAGCCACUCCGUAUGGUCGUUGCGCUAAUGUUAACAACAGCUCAGCUUCUUCGCAACGCAUCUUCAUCACCUACAGAAGGGCCCCCCCAGUGCGACCUCAGAACUCGCUGGCAGUGACAGAUAUCUGUGUUAUUGUUACCAGCAAAGGGGAAACCCCUCCUCACACUUUCUGUAAAGUGGAUAAGAAUUUAAAUUGUGGUAUGUGGGGUUCCAGUGUAUACCUUUGUUACAAGAAGUCUGUGCCAGCUUCUAACUCUUUAGCGUAUAAAGCUGGCUUAAUUUUCAGAUAUCCUCAAGAGAACUAUGAAUCAUUUCCACUGUCAGAUUCUGUACCCCUCUUCUGCCUUCCUAUGGGAGCUACUAUUGAGUGCUGGGACCCUCAAACCAAAUAUCCACUACCAGUGUUCUCAACAUUUGUACUGACCUGCUCUUCUGCAGAAAAGGUUUACGGUGCUGCUAUCCAGUUUUAUGAACCUUAUCCUCGGGAGCUGCUAACGGAAAAACAGCAAUCACAGUUGGGUCUUCUGACAACUGUAGAGAGAAAAGUGAUUACUUCCAAGUCCAUCAAUUCAAACAAAUGCAUCUGUCUUCUCUCACACUGGCCUUUCUUUGAAGCAUUUCGAAAAUUUCUUAUGUUCAUCUACAAACUCUCUGUCUCUGGACCUCAUCAUCUUCCCAUUGAAAAGCAUAUAUCCCAUUUUAUGCACAAUAUACCCUUCCCUUCACCACAAAGGCCAAGGAUUCUUGUGCAGCUUUCUGCCCAUGAUGCAUUAAUAUUGUCACAGCCAGUUUCUACACCAUUGCCAUUAAGUGGAGCAAACUUUAGCACUCUGCUUAUGAAUCUUGGACCAGAAAACUGUGCCACUCUGUUACUCUUUGUAUUACUAGAAGGCAAGAUCCUCCUCCAUUCCCUUAGACCAGCUGUGUUGACAGGAGUUGCUGAAGCUGUAGUAGCUAUGAUAUUUCCAUUUCAGUGGCAAUGUCCAUAUAUCCCCCUCUGUCCUUUGUCUCUGGCCACCGUACUCAGUGCACCUCUUCCAUUUAUUGUUGGAGUUGAUUCACGAUACUUUGAUCUGUACGAUCCACCACAGGAUAUUGUGUGCAUUGACUUAGACACAAACAUGGUCUACAUAUCAGAUGAUAAGAAGAGCAUCAACUGGAAGCAGUUUCCUAAAAAGCCAUGUAAAAGCCUUCUCAGCACCUUAAAGAAACUGCACCCACAGCUGGCAGCAGUUCACAGGAGAACUCAAGAAGGCUCUGCAGUGGAAAUGACUCCAAUAGAGGCAGAUUUCUCCUGGCAGAAGAAGAUGAUAGAACUUGAGAUGGAGAUCCAGGAAGCAUUUCUCCGUUUCAUGGCAUCUAUUUUGAAGGGUUACAGAACAUUCCUCAAACCAAUCACACAGGCACCUUCAAAUAAAGCAACUGCUGCCGAUUCCUUGUUUGAUCAUCAAGGAUUUUUAAAAAGCAGAGACCGUGCCUAUACAAAGUUCUACACGCAUCUCACCAAAACACAGAUAUUCAGCCGCUUUAUUGAAGAGUGCAGUUUUGUGAGUGACAAGGAUACUGGCUUGGCAUUUUUUGAUGACUGCAUAGAAAAGCUCUUUCCAGAUAAGGGAACAGAAAAAGGAGAGAAGGUCGAUGUAGAUUCUGUCGAAGACGCACGCUUGAUUGAGCUUGAUGAGUCACAAAAAAGUGAACACACAGUGUUUAUAAUGCCACCAGAACCACCUGCUGAUGAUGGACAGGACCGAGUGCCAAAAUACAGCUAUAAAAACUUCCCGCGACUAGAUUUCAAGCUCUUUGACAGGCCACAGGAGCUCAAGCUCUCCUUCAGCAGACACACUGCUGGAAGCAGCAUUUCAAAUAGUCCAGCACUCAUGGCAAAGAGGACAAAACAGGAGAUAAAAACAGCCCAUAAAUUAGCCAAGAAGUAUUAUGUAAGCCCCUCCCAGUGGGCUAAGUGUCUCUUCAGUCAUAGUUACAGCCUAUGGUUUAUUUGUCUGCCAGCCUAUGUCAGAGUUGCACAUCCCAAGGUCAAAGCACUACAACAGGCAUAUGAUGUUCUGAUUAAAAUGAGGAAAACCGAUGUGGAACCGCUAGAUGAGGUCUGUUACAGAGUAGUAAUGCAGCUCUGUGGACUGUGGGGUCAGCCUGUUCAGGCUGUGAGAGUCCUUUUUGAAAUGAAAAAUGCUGGAAUACAGCCAAAUGCCAUCACCUAUGGUUAUUACAAUAAGGCGGUUUUAGAGUCUUCUUGGCCUAGCAGUAACCGCAGUGGCAUAUUCCUGUGGACAAAGGUACGAAACGUAGUUCAUGGCACAGCACAGUUUAGGCAGUGCUUAAAGAAAUCAACGCAGAGCCCACCAGUGCCUGUGAUACCAGCUCUGCGGAGUCCCACGGGUGGAAGUGAUGGGGACAUGGUGAGCCAUGGUAGCGUGGAUAGUUCUAAUGAUGCUAACAGUGGGGAGCACACCCUCUUCGUCAGUGACUUAGUCAGGCUUGAUUCCGUUGAUAAUCACUCUAGCACAGGUGGUCAGUCAGACCAGGGUUACAGACCCAAGGAUGAGCUUUUGAGAGAUUGUGUGGAUAGUCUUCCUAUAACUGAAACACAAGUAGAGAAAGAUAUUUCUUCUAACAUUGAAGACUUAAUAGAAGAGAUUUCUACAGAAAAAUCUUACGAAAAGCAACAGCUGAAUAUAGAAAUUCUGAGCCCAGCUGAUCCACCUGCUUGUGGUAGCAGUAUUGUGAAAGUUCCAUCAGGCAUUUUUGAUAGCAAUGGAAGGAAGAGCAGUGAUGAAACUGUUUCUAGCCCAAUGUUCAUAACUCAGGAUUCAAUCGAAGAUACAGUCUUUGGUAAUAUUUCUCCUAAGAAAACAAGUGAAAAAAGACAGAAGAGGCAAAAACUGUUUGCUGAGAGAAGCUGCAGUUUCAGCAGUGAAAGCAGAGCUGGAAUGCUGCUGAAAAAAGGCAGCUUGGACUUGCAUUCAAAAGAAAUAGCAAUAAUGAUGGGAGCAGAUGCCAAGAUCCUAACAGCAGCUUUAUCUGGGGCAAAAACUUCACCCUCUCAUAUGAGUAAAUCUCACAGCUUUGAAAAUAUCACUGACCAGCAGGUUUCUGACCUAAGUGGCACUUGGAGUGCUGUGACUGAGAGCGAUUGGGACCUAGAACAUAGGUCUUCACCAGUGCUGGAAGAGCCUGGGGAAGGACAGGAGCAUCUUGAGAAUGGAAGAGAUGGAAACAUGACCACAGCGGAAGACAUGAAUCUUGAACAGUCAGCUGAGUCUAAAAUCCAGAUACCAGAAUCCAAAGAUGCAACUGCUAAAAGAAAUAGCUUUUAUGGAGUGGUUAAGCCUAUUGAAAGGGAAGAUGUUGCAGUAGGCUUGGACCCUCUGUCUUUGCUAGCUACUGACAGCACACAACCAGGUUAUCCAGAACCUGAGGAAAAGUUAAUGUCACCAGUUGCAGCACGUAAUCUGGCAGAUGAAAUAGAGAGCUAUAUGAAUUUGAAGACCCCAUUGGGUAGUAAGUUUCCCAGCAUGGAACUGCACAAGCUGGAUAAGGAAGCAGAAGCUUCUAGUAUACUUGGUCACUCCCAAGAAAGGAGGUCAAGCCUGCCUUUGGAUCCCAUCCUGCCGUCCUCCAAGCAUUACGAAAAUCGAAGAAGUCCUUCUGUCUCCAGAUCCAAAACAUUCACUGGACGAUCAAAGCAACAAACUCAUCCACAAAUUCAAAAGGAGCGGUCUUCGUCUUUGACAGGACUGGGUCGUUCUUCUCCACAUGGCUCACUGGGAACUGUCGUAACAACUUUAUCCAAUCUGAAGUUAGACAAUAUACUGUCUGGACCAAAAAUGGAUGUUUUGAAAUCAGGCAUGAAGCAAGCUGCCAAUGUGGCCAGUAAGAUGUGGGGAGUUGUAACAUCAGCAUAUAGUUACUCAGAUGAUGAAGAAGAAAGCCAUCUACCAGACUUUAACUUCCCUGUUGGCUUUGAAGAUAAUAUUUUAGGAGAUAAUCUGUCAUCAAGAACUGGAGUCUCAGGCCUACUUAAAAAUGAGCUCGCACAAAGCACUACUAGUCUUGGCAGUAGCAGCAGUGGUGGUGAUGUAGGAAGACAGCAUUACAGUGCAGGUGAAGUUUCCUUCCCAAAAAGUAUGAAAGUUCUAGAUUCUGAGAAAUCAGAGCACAGCUCUUCACAUAAUACUAGUUUAUCCAGCAUUUUCCAGAACUAUGCAAUGGAGGUCUUGAUGUCAAGCUGCUCUCAAUGUAGAGCUUGUGAUGCUUUGGUUUAUGAUGAAGAAAUCAUGGCUGGGUGGACAGCAGAUGACUCAAACUUGAACACCACCUGCCCUUUCUGUAAAAGUACCUUCCUACCUUUGCUUAAUGUUGAAUUUAAAGACCUUCGUGGCUCUGCAAGCUUUUUCCUGAAGCAAAGUACCUCAGGAGAUAGUUUACAGAGUGGCACCCUUCCAUUAAACACAGAUCCUCUGGAGCAGAAACUGUUGACCAGUCCAGCUGUUGCUGACUUGAUCAGUUUUUCAGAUCACCUGCAGUCCAGCCACACCAUAGCUGAAGAAACCAGCUCCGCAGCUGAGAAGGGGGAUUUGGCAGAAGAACAGACUACAAAUCCCACAGCCAUGAAGACACGUGACAAUAAUCCACCAAAAAGGGGAGUGUCUUUGACUCGGAGCCACAGUGUGGGAGGUCCGCUGCAAAACAUUGAUCUCUCCCAGAGACCAUCUCAUGGCAUUUCAACAGUUAGUCUUCCAAAUAGUUUACAGGAAGCUGUGGAUCCUUUAAUAAAACAACCUAACCCUGCCCCUGUAUCUGUACCCUAUUUGAGCCCUUUGGUUCUGCACAAGGAGCUUGAAUCACUGUUGGAGAAUGAGGGAGAGCAAGUAAUUCAUACAUCCAAAUUCAUCAAUCAACACCCCAUAAUCUUCUGGAACCUAGUCUGGUAUUUCCAACGGUUGGAUCUGCCCAGCAACUUACCUGGACUCAUUCUAACAUCUGAACACUGCAAUGAGGGAGUGCAGCUUCCUUUGACAUCCCUUGCUCAAGAUAGCAAGCUAGUAUACAUCCAUCUUCUAUGGGACAAUAUCAACCUCCACCAAGAGCCAGGGGAGCCCCUAUAUAUAUCUUGGAGAAAUCUCAAUUCUUCUGAAAAGAAACCCUCCACACUGGCAGAAGAUCAGCAGGCAACAAACACUUUGUUAGAGAACAUCAAACUAAGUAUUCAACACAAUGAUGUUAUUAAGCCAAUCAACCUCCUCCUGCAGAAAGUUAAACCAGAUGUGAAACGACAGAGGAGUUUUUACAGGGAAAUUCUUUUCCUGUCUCUGGUGUCUCUUGGAAGAGAAAACAUUGACAUUGAGGUCUUUGAUAGUGAAUACAGACUUGCACUUAAGAAACUACCAAAGGAAGUUCUUGAAAAGAUGCAGAGAAUAGAUGUUCCACCAAGCAGCAGGGUUGAGUGUUGCAGGAAGUGCUUUGGAGCACCUUUAAUAUAAAAACAAGGAAGAUGCACACCAAACUGUGGAGAGAUAAAAGCAGAGGUGAACAAAACGAGGAGCAUGGUGAUGACAUACACACUUUUCAGUCUCAAAUGGUGUUAAUUGAGCAAUUUGCCAAACCAGUUUCAUUGAGCUGCAUCAUAUAUUCCUCUCAUUCAUCUCAUAGGCACCUUCUGAAGUAUGUCAAAAUGUUUUAAAAUUACAAAUUUGUUUCAAUGGUUGAUCUGUGUUUCCCCUAAAUAUAUGCUUUAAUUUCCUCAAAAUUUUCCUCCACAAUAUCAGGUUGUUAAAAAAGCUGAUGACAUAACAGCAGUCUAUAGUUGGUGACUUUCUUAAGGGCCGCCAAUAUUGGUGUAUUUUAAUGAAGUACUUUUCCAGUGCUCAGAUUCUUCCAUGCUUCUUUAAAGUUACCUUUACCUAGAGAGGGAUCCUUUUGUUAGUGUGUGGUAUGGUUGUAUGAAUGUAAAUAUUUGAAACCUUGGAUUGGAAGCUGCAACGCAGUUACUCAGAUCACAGUACCUUAAACUGCUACUCUUCUCCUGACUCUUGUCAGUAUUCUGAAUUACCUUUGCUGACCUUUUCAAAAUGUGUGUCUACAGCUGUGAGAAAACAGAGACUUGCACUCAGCUUUCCUGUAUUCUCUAUCUGAUAAACUAUAAGAUCCUGUAAACGUACUGGCUGCUUUCUCCAAAGAAGGAUAGGCUUCUACACAAAGCAGCUCAGAAAUGGAUGGCUUCCAAAAAAUCAUGUUGGAAGCUCAAAUGGUAUUACAAUACACAAAAGAAAUGUCAACAGCUACUGCCUGAAAAAAAAUUAUGCUUUAUACUCUUUGCACGUGUGCUUAAGAGGUGUCUUCCUCAAAUUCUUUAUCACCCUCUUCCUUGGUUUCAUACUAGCCUGUGGGUUAAUUAUUUUGCACUGAUAGUCCAGAUUCAAUAUUUCAAUUAAAGAUGUAUUUAUAAAUGUGUCUUCAAGAUGUAUAUUAGCAGAAAUGAAGUGCUUAUGUGCAUGAUCUGAAAAGAUGUAUUGCUUCUCGAAGAUAAGACACUUCCUCACCUGACAUAUUUAAUUGACUGCAGUAGUCAUAGUCUUGGCAAGAAGAGCUUGGAUACUGGUCAACAGUGUAAGUGUUUCUGUUACUUGAAGAAUAUGAUAAGAUUUAUUCCAGGUUUUUGCUGAAAGUUAGUGGUGUGGCUUUUACAAUGGAAUAAUUCAUAGAGAAGAAGAGAUAUUUGUAGCAUUUAAAAGGAGCAUAGCUUAAAAUAUUAAUUGCAUCUGGAUAUGAAUGUAUUUACUUGAUACUACUUUUAAAAAUUUUCAUUCUUCACAAUGAUGAGGGAUGAAGAUCUGUCUGGAACAAUUUUUUACAUGAAACAAUAAAACCAAUUAUUUUUUUCAUGAGGUGAAAACAAGGGAUUUGCACUAUUUAUGACAAAAUAUAUUUACGUCAUAGACUGAUAAUACGGCUUGUAUGAUGCCUUGUAUUUUGUUGAAAAGUGCUGAUCCUACGUUAACAUGGGGAUAUUACCUGGACAGAUUCUCUCCUGAUAAAACUAUUGUGCUUUCUCAACAACUAAAACAAGAAAGCACACAAUGAUAUAUAUUUUUUUUUAAUUCUUUAUUCUUUGGGUUUAUGCAUAGUUGCUUGCUGAUAUCUGACCUACAUCACAGUUAAAGAACAGUCCUUGAUUCUUCAUCUUUUCCUCUCUUUUCCAGUUAGAUAAUUGACAUGGUUCCAUACUUCUAAAAUUAAAGUCUGUCUAAAGUAUUGGUCCAAACAACUUAAUAUUUCUACAAAUCAAAGCCAGCAAAUUUUUCUGUAAAACUCUACAUUAUUUUUCAACAGACAACUACACAAAAAUUAUUUUUGAGUGUUAAAUGGACAAACCACGUAAUUAUGUGCUGCAACUUGCAAUUAAUCAGGUUUCAGUUACCCUUAAAUUCUCCCAGCUCAUUAAAUGGCAAGGAAAAUCUAUCUAGAGAGUACUGUUUUAGAUAUGUGACAUCCAAACUGUUUUAAAACUUUUUUUAACAGUUUUAAAACUGUUUGACCUCCAGUUUUAAAACUAUACUUUAAAAAAAAUAGUAAAUAUUAUUACUAGUUUCUGUAAACACGUCAUCUUCAUUUCCAAACAACUUUCUCAUCUGUUGCUGAAAAUAUCGAUUAAUAAGUUCAUAGUGUUGUAAAGACAGCAAAGCAGAUUGUGCCACAACAUCUAGUGUUACUUGCUAAACCUUUCCCAGCUAUAUACACUAAACAAACAAAAAAAACCCCAACAGAAGCAAAGCUUCUUAUGAUUUGCUCUUGCAUAUUGUCAUUUUUAUACACUACAAAUGAACUGCUACACCUGGUGUAGGCACUUGGAUUUCAGAGUGGGAGAAGUCCUGCAUGUAGCUACUUGAAAUCUUGAAUCUGUAAAUUGGAAUUGAUUCUUUGAUAUAGAAUAAAAAAGGAAGAACUUAUCCUUUUUAUAUAUGAUUUUAGUGCUUAGGUUUUAGAGCAGCUAACUAAUCAGUUGGGUAUUUGAUGUAAUCCAUAGCUCAGAUGAGAAGGGACAUCUCUGAAAGCAGUUUGUUUUCAUCUCAGAUGCUUUUUUGGGGAAAAAAAGUGAGUUUCACAAAAUCUGGCCAAAAAUAACCGGGGAAAAGUUUCGAAAGUGUUUUGUGAGUGUAUUGCAAACACUUUUGUUCUUCUGAACAUUAGGCACUACAGGCACACUUCUGCAGUUUAGUUGACAGGAUGAACUUCUUGUGAUACAUGGGGAUGACUUAAUUACAUACAAAUGCUUCUAACUUGUUUGACACCCAACUCCUAGGAAUCCAGAUUUAUCUAAAUCCAUAAAGCAUUACUGAUCUGAGCAAAGUGUUGUGAAGGAAGGAUGAGGAUAAGCUGGAUUUUGGUUCUGUUUUUCUGUCAAUUUAAGCAGAAGAGCAGUAGCAUUUUGCUCACUUGUGAAACUCUUGUCUCAACAUACUCUUUCCAGUAUCUCAACAGCCAGUGCUCAGGAGAUGAUUCUUUUGUGUCUAUUUUUUAAUUCCCAAGAACCUGAAGAAAACAUUUGCCAAUCAGCAUUUACUUCAAAAUAUGCAAUGUGUGCACAAAAUGAGGGUGUAAAACAACCUGAUAACGGAAGUGGAUGCAAGCAAUGCAUUUCAGGUAUGCCCAACAACGUAAAAAAUUUGUAUUGGAAGAAAAAUUAUCAAAGAGAAGCUUCCUAGAAUUGUUUCCCUAAGGAUAUUGAACUGCAGCCUGUUGUGCUAAGAUAUUAUCUUACACCUUUCGCCCAGCUAUAAAUCAGUUACAUAUACAGCUUGUGUGCUCACAUGAGAAGAGCUGGUUUUUUUGUGGAAUUAAAAUAACAAAUGAGGUCUUAAAUGUUUAAAAUCAGGAUUUUUAAGUUACAGAGUUUUUCUUUAUUAUUUAUUCUGGCAGAUCACCAAAACCUGAAAAUUUUGAAAACCCUUUAGGCCUAGGAGACUGAUGUGGCUGCAGUGUUGGCACAGUAAUUGGUACCAGCUUUUGCAUGUUACUAGAAGCAUUUGUAUGUUACUUACAAUCAUAUCCUGUCUUCACAUAUUAUAUAAUUCAAGUUUAGGUAAUACAAUUAUAAUGGAAAGUAUUUUACUUACUAUAUGUGUUUCAAACUAAAUUAAUUUUGCAAGUAACUUAGUCUUGUUCCUGGUGGAAUUUCACAUUGGUUAAGUUCAAGCUACAUUGCACUUGUGAAUGAGUAAUAUUCUAUUUUAACUGUGAAUUAAUGGCUUUUUGUAUUGCUGCAUCUAAAAGAAUAUACCUUUCAUUAAGUUUACUGCUUUCCUUGAAUAACUGCAACAUAGGGGAUAUUUUCAAAAUGUAUAUUAAAUUAGAUAAUAGAAAUUAUAUUUUUAAAACAAAUUGUUAAAAUGUAAGGAACUGAAGAAUCCAUUCAGUAGUUUUCUCUUUUCAAAACUCUUGAUUCAACAAUUAUUUCAAUGCAGAUAACUCCUAUUUUAGUAAGCAGGUAAUCUUAUUCACAUAAUUGUAUAUUUUCAAUAAAAGGCUUUUUUUUUCUUUCAUCUAAUAAAAAUCUUAAAAUGCAUUCUGUAUAUCAGCUUUUCACUAUGGAUCUUUUUAAAAACAAACACCCAUUUAACUUGCAAGUGCUGAAACUGAGUGGUUAAAUUGGGCUCUAGUUCUGUACUCUCCCGUGCUGUGUAUCGUGAUGCAUACGUGAGAGGAUAGGAUGGCGUUUUUAUUUGUUCUUUCAGUCUGCAUCAACCAAUGGUGCAAAUAAAAGGGAUUGUUUGCUGUUGUUUAGAAGCACAUUAAACUCCUAUUAGGAGCUUAAAAUAAAUUGUAUUGUAACAAGGAUGAAAUGAUGUAGUAUGAAUAAAUUAAGAAUCUGUUAAGUGAGCUGGGAAGCUUAAUGCAAUAAAAUUUGCACUGGUUUAGGGACUGUUUUGAACUGUUGAAAAAUGGCAUCCAUUUACUGUGCUUUGAUUAACAAUUGUUUCUCUGUAAUAUUUUUGUACAUUUGACAAAAAUUUGAUUUUAAAAGGGCACUCUAUAUCCUGAAUUCUGUAUAGAUAUUCUAGACUAAGAAACAAUUUUUAAUGUUUUUCCCAGAAUAAAAUAUAUAUGCAUCCUGUG
This is a messenger RNA of Poecile atricapillus (Black-capped chickadee), 10717 nucleotides long. RefSeq names its product DENN domain containing 4C (gene DENND4C). The transcript has 34 exons. Gene Ontology annotation, cellular component: cytoplasmic vesicle. Gene Ontology annotation, biological process: regulation of Rab protein signal transduction. NCBI's taxonomy places the organism in Eukaryota, Metazoa, Chordata, Aves, Passeriformes, Paridae. Gene Ontology annotation, molecular function: protein binding. The record is from RefSeq and is a predicted model, not a curated record. Bases 223 to 6084 code for a protein of 1953 amino acids.